AUGAGGUUGCCAUUUUGUGGCUCAUUUUGUUGUUCUGAUGCGCUGCAGCUGUUUGUGCAGUGUGCUAUCCAGGAACGUUGUUUGACAGGCAUUUUGACGUAUCCGUCUUAUGCGUCACAGCGUGAAACGGUGACCCAGACUUUCGAUGGCUGGGAAAUGGUAGCGGAGGAGCGAGGCGAGGCGAGGAAGAGGGCAGAAGACCGUGGUGGUGGUUUAGUUCUCGGGGUUCGUAAUAACAAGGAGGAGCGGGAUUACUGGCUGAAAAAAUAA
Gongylonema pulchrum is the source of this 270-nucleotide messenger RNA. NCBI's taxonomy places the organism in Eukaryota, Metazoa, Nematoda, Chromadorea, Rhabditida, Gongylonematidae. The record is from the annotation of a GenBank genome assembly.